CUUGUUCAAAGUAAAAAUGCCAUUUUAAUUUACCAGAGUGCUUACAAUAUAUUAAAUUAAUUAUUUGUAUAUGGAUGAACGUAUAUAAAUAUAAGUGCAACACAAACGUAUGAGCAACUCAUGCAAACGUAUGCGUAAAUAAAUAUACGAGAGAAGAAAAAAAAAUAAAAUAAAAUAAAAACAACAACAUAGCAGCAACAAAAAUCAACACUGCCAAUAAUAAAAUUAAAUAUUUUAUUUUACUUAAAAUGACUGAAAAUAUUUAUACACGCUAAUUUUUUUGCAAUUCAUUAAUAAUAACGACAUUAUUUUUAAAUAAAAGCGAAGACGUUGAACGUCCAUUGCCAACAUAAAUGUUAACUAAGUAAAUACAUAUAUUCUAUAUGUAUAUAUAAUAUACAUUCAAUGUAAAUUGUAAAUACUCAACCUAUAAAAAUAUGGAAAACAUCACCGAGGCCAAUUUUGAAUCCUCCGCUAACGAUAGCCUCAGCGAAAGAAAUACCAGCACUGAUAUGGAUAAGCAAAUUUUAAUAUUUGGUUCACAAUUAGUCAAUAUCAACUCCAGUACGCCAUAUUCUGACGCAACGCAGACAAAAAAGCAUUCUCCUGGGCAUAUUAAACGUCCUAUGAAUGCGUUUAUGGUUUGGAGUCAAAUGGAAAGGAGAAAAAUCUGUGAAAAAACCCCUGAUCUACAUAAUGCAGAAAUUUCUAAGGAACUUGGCAGACGUUGGCAGCUUUUAGGAAAUGAGGAAAAGCAGCCAUACAUUAAUGAAGCGGAAAAACUACGCAAGCUUCACAUGAUAGAAUAUCCAGAUUAUAAAUACCGACCACAAAAGAAACAUUCGAAAUCAUUAAGUGUUUCAAAACCAAAGCUUGACUCCAACAGUGAUAAAAGCAAUCAAUAUGAUAAUAAAAAUUUAAAGGCGUAUUCUACUUGUUCGGUUAAACAGACUAUCUCAAAACAUGGUCGAAAAAAUAAAAGAGGAUAUAAAGAUGCUAACCGCACUGAGUUUGAAAAGCAUAAAAAAGUUUUCAUUGAAACUUUCGACAACACCUGUACAGAGCAGGAUAUAAAAACCGAAGCAAUACAAGUAGUUCCUUCAACAAAAUUUUCGUAUACCUCAAAUUCAACUAUUAAUUUAGAUGCAAGUUCUUCAUCAUUCAAUAUUACUGAUAAAAAUUGCAAUAUAUUUUCAAAACUGAUUACUAUAACGCAAAAUAAUGAUUUUAAUGAUGAACAUAAUAUACCUGAAUUAUUGCGUGUCCCUUCCAGUGAUACUAAUUUAUUACAUCUAGAUGAUGUUUUAAAAUAUGUGACUACCGAAAACUGCUUUGAUCAGUCCAAAAUGAAAGAUAUUAAAUCUGAACUUCCACUGCCAGAUACAAAUAAUGUAGAUAAUUUAUCCUUUGCCAACACCUCAAUAGAAACAAAUCAAUUUGUAAAUGACGAAAAUAUUACUAAUUUUGAUAAUAAUGAAAAUAUUGUUAAUGAUGCCAAUUUACAUGCUGCAAGCCAGUUAUCCUAUGAUAUGGAACUGCAAUAUCCUGAUAAUUUUACAAAGUUUACUUCAUUUGGUAAUUCAAUAACGGAACAUCAAUUACAAAAUCAUACAGCAAAACUUAAUGCUGAAGAGAAUUUACAUAAUUCCGAAAUUGAAACAAAUGAUGAAUGUUUAACUGCUCUGUACUGUGACAAUGAAUGUCAAAAUGACAUAUUAUUUGAUAACCAAAACACUGUGGAACAACCUACCGUAACUAUGAAUAUAGAAAUACAUAAUGGAUUACAAUAUCGUAGUUCCGGAAACGUAGCAUUCCAUAACGACGACAUUUACUCAGUUUCAAUUCCUUGUGCGGAUGAUAGCAAUUGCAGCAUUUUAAACUCCACACAUUCGACGCAUACCACAUAUUGCGGUGAUUUCGCAAACGCAGCAAUUGAAACAAAUAUUGGAGAUGCUUCCACUUAUACAACACCAAUCAAUGUGAUUUUAGAACCUCAAAAUGAUCUCAAUUGUACGAUCUAUGACACAAAUGGUGCUCUUUUAGCUCUGAGCUACGACGACUUUCAGCCAGAAUUAAGUAGUAGUCAUUUAGAAUUUAAUAACAGAUAUGAGUUUCCAAGUUUAUAAGAGAAUCAAUAUAAUAUAAUUAUAGUUAAGAUUUUAUAUUUUAUAUAACGAAAAACUUAAAA
This is a messenger RNA of Teleopsis dalmanni, 2188 nucleotides long. RefSeq names its product putative transcription factor SOX-14 (gene Sox14). The coding region runs from base 438 to 2126 and encodes 562 amino acids. Lineage: Eukaryota; Metazoa; Arthropoda; Insecta; Diptera; Diopsidae. The record is from RefSeq and is a predicted model, not a curated record. Gene Ontology annotation, biological process: anatomical structure morphogenesis; positive regulation of transcription by RNA polymerase II; cell differentiation. The transcript is spliced from 2 exons. Gene Ontology annotation, molecular function: RNA polymerase II cis-regulatory region sequence-specific DNA binding; DNA-binding transcription factor activity, RNA polymerase II-specific.